Molecule: messenger RNA, 3258 nt
Organism: Loa loa (African eye worm)
Lineage: Eukaryota; Metazoa; Nematoda; Chromadorea; Rhabditida; Onchocercidae
Product: pre-mRNA splicing factor ATP-dependent RNA helicase
Exons: 19
Coding region: 60-3077 (1005 amino acids)
Cellular component (GO): catalytic step 2 spliceosome; intracellular anatomical structure
Molecular function (GO): ATP binding; RNA binding
Source: RefSeq, a predicted model, not a curated record
CCAUUUUUCAGGAUUUGUUACUUUGAAACUGAGUAAUUUGUGCUACUGUUAGUCAAUAAAUGGCAACUUUGUUGGAGCAAUGGGUAAACGAUGAAUUAUACAAGGUGGUGGGUUGCAGUGACCGUACUGCUGUGCAGUAUAUCUUAGCACUGACACGAAAAUCAACGGAUGCUGAAGAUUUGUUAGAACGAUUACGAAGUACGGAUACAAUGGAUGAUACACCAGCUGUAAGGAAAUUUGUUAAUGAGUUGAUUGCACGCGUACCACAUGCAGUUGCCAAAGUAGAAAAAGUAAUACAACCAUCAGCAGCUGAAUUGCGCGCAAAGGAAAUCAUGCGUCUAAAUCGAGGUUUAAAGAUAAUAGAAUCUGAUGAUGAAGAUGUACCAUCUAGGAAGCGCAAAGAAAGUAAGGAAGCCAAAAGCAAACUUUCGGUGAAAGAAAGCGCAAGCGAUGAGAUGGAUCGGAUAAACGCUGAGGAGGAGCAAGAUUUGCGAGAGCGUGAUGAACUGGCGGCGAGAAUAAGACAACGAGACAGAGAAAAAACUCGAAAUAUAGUUACAAAGUCGGAAAAAAAGGCUGAGGAAGAAGCUGCGAAAAGGCUAAAGUUGGAAACAAAAGAUCGUGGUAAGAUUGUUUCACAACUGCGUGAAGAAAGCCGGAAGCAGUAUUUAUCGAAGAGGAAGGAUGAUAAGCUUGAUGAACUUGAAAAAAUUGUUGAGGAUGAUGAACACUUUUUCGCGAAUGAGCGCUUAACAGAACGAGAGAAAUCAGAUAUGAAAUAUCGAAAAGAUAUAUUAGAAUAUGCACGACAACAUGAACGUGCAGCAGAUUUUCUCAAAAUUAAGCGUUAUCAUGUACCGGAUGCUAAAGUGAAAUCAAUUCCAAUGGAUAGUUUGGAAGAUUCGGAUGAAAUUCCAAAGGGUGAUGGGAAACGUUGGGAAGAUGAUCGUUUAGCGGCAGCUAUCGCUAAGUAUGGUGCCAAAGAUAAGAAACGGGACGAAUUUGAAAUGGUAUUGGAUGAUGAGAAAAUUGAUUUCAUUCAAGCUUUUCAAAUGCCAGGAACAUCGGACACUGAGGAAAAGACGUUUUCGGCUGCCCAGAAAAAGAAAAUUACGUUAGCUGAGAUACGGAAGUCGCUGCCAGUUUAUGCAUAUCGAGAUGAGUUCAUACAAGCAGUUCACGAUCAUCAGGUGCUUAUCAUCGAAGGUGAAACGGGUUCUGGAAAAACCACACAACUUCCGCAGUAUUUGUAUGAAGCGGGGUUCUGUGCCAACAAAAUGAAAGUUGGCUGUACUCAACCUCGUCGGGUGGCAGCGAUGAGUGUAGCUACCCGAGUAGCUGAAGAGAUGGGUGUGAAGUUGGGAAUUGAGGUUGGUUAUUCAAUACGUUUCGAAGACUGCACAUCAGAAAGGACAGUUAUCAAGUAUAUGACUGAUGGUAUGCUGCUACGGGAAUUUUUAAAUGAACCUGAUCUAGCCAGUUACAGUGUUAUUAUCAUCGAUGAAGCCCACGAACGAACGCUUCAUACGGAUGUUUUAUUUGGUUUAGUGAAGGAUAUAGCACGGUUUCGUAAAGAUCUUAAACUUCUGAUUUCUUCUGCAACCCUUGAUGUUGAAAAAUUCUCUACAUUUUUUGAUGACGCUCCGAUACUCAGGAUACCUGGCAGGCGCUUUCCAGUGGAUAUUUAUUACACAAAAGCUCCUGAAGCUGAUUAUCUUGAUGCAGCAAUGGUCUCGAUUUUGCAGAUUCACUUAACACAACCACUUCCUGGUGAUAUUCUUGUUUUCUUGACUGGACAAGACGAAAUUGAGACAUUAAUGGAAUCUUUAUUAGAGAGAACAAAGUAUUUCGGAAAGAAAAUUAAAGAGCUUAUUGUUUUGCCCAUUUAUGCGAAUCUGCCAUCCGAUUUGCAAGCCAAAAUUUUCGAACCAACUCCACCAAAUGCUCGGAAGGUGGUUUUGGCCACAAAUAUAGCCGAGACCUCGGUGACUAUUGAUGGGAUCUGUUACGUGAUCGAUCCUGGAUUCAGUAAGCAGAAUUCUUUUGAUGCUAGAAGUGGCGUCGAGCAUUUGCAUGUUGUCACCAUUUCAAAGGCCGCUGCUAAUCAGCGUGCUGGAAGAGCUGGUCGAACUGGUCCCGGAAAGUGUUUCCGUUUAUAUACAGCUUGGGCUUAUAAAAAUGAAUUGGAAGAUCAGCCUAUUCCGGAAAUCCAAAGGACAAAUUUGGGCAAUGUUGUACUGAUGUUGAAAAGCUUAGGCAUCCACGAUUUAGUUCAUUUUGACUAUUUGGAUCCACCUCCGCAGGAGACACUGGUAAUUGCGCUAGAACAAUUGUAUGCGCUUGGUGCUUUGAAUCAUCGCGGUGAAUUAACCAAAUUGGGAAGACGUAUGGCUGAAUUUCCGUGUGAUCCGUGCAUGAGUAAAAUGAUUAUCGCAUCCGAAAAAUAUGGAUGUUCUGAAGAAAUCAUCACUAUUGCUGGAAUGUUAUCAUGUAAUGCAGCAGUGUUUUAUCGGCCUAAAGCUUUGGUUAUCCACGCAGAUACUGCUCGAAAAGGCUUUUGGGUACCAGGCGGUGAUCAUCUUACUUUACUCAAUGUUUACAAUCGUUGGCGAGAUACCAACUACUCGUCGCAGUGGUGUAUGGAGAAUUUUGUUCAAUACAGGACGAUGAAAAAAGCUCGGGAUGUUCGUGAUCAGCUUGAAGGUUUAUUGGAAAGAGUUGAAAUAGACCAGGUUUCGAAUAACGAUUCGGUAGCAAUUCGAAAAACAAUCACCGCAGGAUAUUUCUACAAUUGUGCCAAACUCGAUAGCAGCGGGCAUUACAAAACUGUUAAGCAUAAACAUACGGUGCAUAUUCAUCCAAAUUCCUCUUUAUUCGAAGAAACUCCACGAUGGAUGAUUUAUUUCGAGCUUGUUUUCACAUCUAAAGAGUUCAUGCGUGAGGUCAUCGAGAUCGAAAGCAGUUGGUUAACGGAAGUCGCACCGCACUAUUACAGAGCUAAAGAAUUGGAAGAUUUAACUAAUCGAAAAAUGCCAAAACAGAAAGGAAAAGCAGCGAUUGAAUUGUCAUCAUUGUGAUCUUAAGGAGGUUUUUUGCUCAUAUUUUAAACACACUGAAAUUCUCUAUAUCAUUUUCCAACCUCACUGCGAGUAGAUAACGAGAUACGGGUAAUUUUAAAAUGUCUUUAAUUAUAAUAUCAAGUAAAAACUGAUUGCGACAUGGAGCGGGAUUUGGAUGCAAAUUUUCAACAAGGGCCGC